Messenger RNA from Syngnathus acus (greater pipefish), 1023 nucleotides. It is a transcript of the gene lsm11, whose product is annotated as LSM11, U7 small nuclear RNA associated. Gene Ontology annotation, cellular component: U7 snRNP. Lineage: Eukaryota; Metazoa; Chordata; Actinopteri; Syngnathiformes; Syngnathidae. Gene Ontology annotation, biological process: mRNA 3'-end processing by stem-loop binding and cleavage. Bases 36 to 962 code for a protein of 308 amino acids. The record is from RefSeq and is a predicted model, not a curated record. The transcript is spliced from 4 exons. Gene Ontology annotation, molecular function: U7 snRNA binding.
GUGUAAGCCCGUGCCUGCGGUUGUUUUAAACAAACAUGGAGGAAAAAGAGAGAGACAGACGAAGUAGGACAUUACAUCGUCAAGAAAAAGACUCCGCUUCCAACUCUGGUGCCUCAUCGGGUCCACGGGAUGAUGACACGUUAAAAAUAGACGUUUGUUCUGAAAGGUUUGACCCCCUUUUGGCCUUAUACUCGACCACGGUGCCGCUACCGUUUCCAAACAUAAAAUGUUUCAACAACAUCGCCGAGUACGAAAGUUUCCUGAAGGGGGGCCGUGGUAGAGCCAAGCCCGAGAAUGUGGAGAAAAGGCGGAUUAAGGCACUGAGAGGAGUCGCAGACCCGGAGCGCAUAGAGAGGCUCAAGAAGCUCAUGGUGAACAAGAAGUCAUUGGAGGAGGAGGAGGAGGAGGAGGAGGGAGGAAGCAGCAGCAGCAGCCGCGCGCAGCAGUCACGGAGACGCAAGCCUCAGAAAAAUGUGCUGACUAGGAUGACGUUAUGCAAAGGCAGUCCUUUGGGAGAACUGCAUAGAUGUGUGGAGCAGAGAAUAAGAGUCAAAGUUCACAUCAGGACCUUCAAAGGACUGAGGGGUGUGUGCUCUGGCUUUGUUGUGGCCUUUGACAAGUUCUGGAAUUUGGCCAUGGUGGACGUUGAUGAGACGUACAGAGAGCCUCUUCUCGGAAAGGCGUUGUACCAUGAGAAGGCCCUCACUAUUUCACGGCUCUUUGAGAAGCUGAAGCUGCAGGAGAGCUCAGGAGGUGAAGGAGCAACAACAAAACACCGCGUCCAGGUAGAAAGCGGCCCUGCCAGGCACCGAAGUGACGACAAGUCAUCAGAGGUACCAAAGGGCACCAAGGCAGGUCAGGAGAAAGAGUGCAGAGCGUAUGGCAAGGUCCACACUCGCCACAUCAAUCAGCUAUUUAUCAGGGGAGAGAAUGUUCUCCUGGUCAACCCUCAACCACUCUGACAGUCCCUGACUGCAUUUGUGUGGGUGUUUUAUGUGCUACUUCAUCUUGCACUUUACCAUC